GGGCUCGGUGAGAUGGGGAUGGUGAAGCCCCGGUGAGUGUUGGGGUGCUGGGGGGGUGAAGUGGGGGACACACACACACAAAACGGGUGUUUCCGUGGGGUGGAAAAGCAGCACCAUGCCCAGGAACAGGGCAUUUUCGGAGCCGGAGUGUUCGGCCGAAUACUCGGCCGACUACUCGGUGAGCCUGCCCUCGGACCCCGAGCACGGCGUGGGGCGGACCCACGAGGUGACGGUGAGGAGCUCGGGGCCUUGCCUCUGCCUGCCCCGUUUCAUGCGCCUCACCUUCGCUCCCGAGUCCUUGGAGAACCUCUACCAGACCUACUUCCGCCGCCAACGCCACGAGACCCUCUUGGUGCUGGUGGUCUUCGCCGCCCUCUUCGACUGCUACGUCCUCCUCAUGUGCGCCGUGGUCUACGCCGCCGACAAGCUGCCCCCGGUGCUGGCGGCCACGGCCGGGCUGGUGGCCCACGUGCUGCUCUUCAUCCUCUGCAAGUACCGGCUGCUCCCCGAGAGGGUGACCCGGAGGUUCCUGCCCUACAUCCUUUGGGUCCUCAUCUUGGCCCAGGUCUUCUGCUACUUGGGGCUCAACUUCUCCCGCUCGCCCGAGGCCGGGGACACGGUGGGCUGGCAGGCUUUCUUCGUCUUCUCCUUCUUCAUCACCUUGCCCCUGCGCUUGGCCCCCAUCGUGCUCAUCACCGCCGUCUCCUGCGGCAUCCACACCUUGGUGCUCGGUGUCACCGUCGCCCAGCAGAGACAGGACACCCUGGAUGAGGGCACGUUGAUGAGACAGAUCCUGUCCAACGUUGCCAUCUACCUUUGUGCCAUCACGGUGGGCACCAUGUCCUACUACAUGGCCGACCGCAAGCACCGCAAAGCCUUCCUCGAAGCGCGCCAGUCCCUGGAGGUCAAGCUCAACCUGGAGGAGCAGAGCCAGCAGCAGGAGCGGUUGAUGCUCUCCAUCCUGCCCAAGCACGUGGCUGACGAGAUGCUGAAGGACAUGAAGAAGGACCCCAGCCAGAAGGAGAUGCAGCAGUUCAACACCAUGUACAUGUACCGCCACGAGAACGUCAGCAUCCUCUUCGCAGACAUCGUGGGCUUCACCCAGCUCUCCUCCUCCUGCAGUGCCCAGGAGCUGGUGAAGCUCCUCAACGAGCUCUUCGCCCGCUUUGACAAGCUGGCAGCCAAAUACCACCAGCUGCGCAUCAAGAUCCUGGGCGACUGCUACUACUGCAUCUGCGGGCUGCCCGAGUACCGGGAGGACCACGCCGUCUGCUCCAUUAUGAUGGGGCUGGCCAUGGUGGAGGCCAUCUCCUACGUGCGGGAGAAGACCAAGACGGCGGUGGACAUGCGUGUGGGGGUGCACAGUGGGACGGUGCUGGGGGGCGUGCUGGGCCAGAAGCGCUGGCAGUACGACGUGUGGUCCACCGACGUCACCGUGGCCAACAAGAUGGAGGCUGGGGGCAUCCCCGGGCGGGUGCACAUCUCGCAGAGCACCAUGGACUGCCUGAAGGGCGAGUUCGAGGUGGAGCCGGGUGAAGGUGGCACACGCUGCGAGUACCUGAAGGAGAAGGGCAUCGUCACCUACCUCGUCGUGGUCCCCAAGCAGCCCCUGCGCAACGGCAUCAACGGGGUGAAGCUGUCCCUGACCUCAUCCCAUGGUGGUUCCCCACCCUUGGUCAACACCAAGGAGCGCAACGGCAGCCUCAGCUUGGCCUGCACCAGCCCCGAGGAGCCCGAGGAGACUGAUGCCAGGGUGAGGGGCAUCCUGGAGAACGGGGAGGAGGAUGGAGAGGCGGUGAACCCCUCCUUCCCCAACCCUCGGCGGCGGUUGCGGCUGCGGGACUUGGCCGAGCGGGUGAUCGACGCCUCCCAGAAUGAGCAGGAGCUCAACAAGCUGCUCAACGAAGCCUUGCUGGAGCGCGAGUCUAUCCAGGCGUUGAAGGGGAAGAGCACCUUCCGGCUCUCCAUGCGCUUCAUUGACCCCGAAAUGGAGACACGCUACUCGGUGGAGAAGGAGAAGCAGAGCGGGGCCGCCUUCAGCUGCUCCUGCGUUGUCCUCUUCUUCACCGCCUUGGUGGAGGUCUUCAUCGACCCCUGGUUGGUGGCCAACUACGUGACCUUUGUGGUGGGGGAGAUCCUGCUGCUCAUCCUCACUGUCUGCUCGUUGGCUGCCAUUUUCCCCCGGGUCUUCCCCAAAAAGCUCGUGGCCUUCUCCACCUGGAUCGACAGGACGCGCUGGGCACGGAACACCUGGGCCAUGGCCGCCAUCAUCAUCGUCAUCAUGGCUGACAUCGUGGACAUGCUCAGCUGCCGGCAGGACCACGGUGGGAUGGGCAACGUGACAGUGGGGCCACCAUGGCCGGGUGGCUGCGCAGAGCAGCCCAAGUACUACAGCUACAUCGCCCUGCUGGCCUUGGUGGCCACCAUCAUGCUGGUGCAGGUCAGCCACAUGGUCAAGCUGACUCUCAUGGUGCUGAUCACCGGGGCCACCGGCGCUGUCAACAUCUAUGCCUGGGAUCACAUCUUCGACCAGUACGACCGCCGCCGGCCAGCAAAGCACGUAAGGGGUGGCAAGGGGGUGGGCACGGGGCUGGGGGGCACGGCCGUGCCCACCACCCACCCACACCUCGCUGCCUCUGCCGGCAGGUCCUCGCUGGUCCCCUCCAAGUACUCCAUGACGGCCAUGAUCUUCAUCGUGAUGCUCAGCUUCUACUACUUCUCUCGCCAUGUGGAGAAGCUGGCCAGGACCCUCUUCCUCUGGAAGAUUGAUGUCCAUGACCAGAAGGAGAGGGUCUACGAGAUGCGACGCUGGAAUGAGGCCCUUGUCACCAACAUGCUGCCUGAGCACGUGGCCCGGCACUUCCUGGGCUCCAAGAAGCGGGAUGAGGAGCUGUACAGCCAGUCCUACGAUGAGAUCGGUGUCAUGUUUGCCUCCCUCCCCAACUUUGCCGACUUCUACACGGAGGAGAGCAUCAACAACGGGGGCAUCGAGUGCCUGCGGUUCCUCAACGAGAUCAUCUCUGACUUCGACGCGCUCCUGGAUGAACCCCAGUUCCGGUGCAUCACCAAAAUCAAAACCAUUGGCAGCACCUACAUGGCCGCUUCUGGGGUGACCCCCGAUGCCAACACCAACGGCUACAGUGCCAAGAAGGAGACCCUCUCGGAUAAGGAGCGUUGGCAGCACUUGGCCGACCUGGCCGACUUUGCCUUAGCCAUGAAGGUGACGUUGAUGAACAUCAACUACCAGUCCUUCAACAACUUCAUGCUCCGCAUAGGCAUGAACAAGGGGGCCGUGCUGGCGGGCGUCAUCGGUGCCCGCAAACCACACUAUGACAUCUGGGGCAACACGGUGAACGUGGCCAGCAGGAUGGAGUCCACCGGCGUCAUGGGGAACAUACAGGUGGUGGAGGAGACCCACCUCAUCCUGAAGGAGUACGGCUUCCGCUUCGUGCGCCGGGGAGCCAUCUACGUCAAGGGCAAAGGGGAGCUGCUCACCUUCUUCCUCAAGGGCCGGGAGAAACAGGGCUCCUUCGUCAAUGGCUCCUCCGUCACCCUGCCCCAUCAGGUGGUGGACAGCUCGUGAGGGUCCUGCACCCGCGCCCACCUGCCACCACAGCCACUGCCUCCAGGUGCCGGGGGACACCCAAGGAUGUCCAUCCCACCACCGUCCAGAUCCGCAACCAAACUCAAGAAACCAACCCCUUCACACGAUCUUUUCCGAGCCCCCGCUGGAGGUUUCUGGUUGAUGGGUUCUCCCUCACUCCACGGCAGGAGGGAGACACGAGGGGCCACCUCAGCGGGUUCCUCUGGCCGUUGGAGGAACGGGGACAACACACUUGCCUUUCACUGGGCGUCCCAGGUUUCACCGGGCAAGGAGGAGGGGACAACGGGACAUGGAAGUAGCAUCACAGGGCCACGGCACCGCUGGGCAGGAGGAGAUCCAAACUCAGGGCUGGAGGAGAAGACACCACAUCUCUCCUGCAUGCCAGGAGCGGUGGCUACACCCUGGCACUGACCAGGGUUCCCCACCACGUCCGUUAACUCAUCUUCGUCACAAACUCCCCCAUCGUUUGGAGAUCAGGGAGACGGAGAGGAAGAAGGAAAAGGACCCGAUAUUGUGUAUUUCAGAUAUAUAAAUAUAUAUAAUAUAAAGAGUACAGAUUGACAUUUAUAUUUUUAACUGGGCCCAUUCCCUCCCCUCGGCCGGACGCUGUCACUCGAUGGAGGAGAGGACCCUGGAGGGGACAGGGGGGUGUUAGACCCGGCGCUGCCAGGACCAGGGGGGAGAAGGUUUGGCACCCACAGAGUGUAAUUACGCCGCUAGUUUCUUCUUGAAUAGAAGCAGUUGGAUUUC
Calidris pugnax (ruff) is the source of this 4354-nucleotide messenger RNA. It is a transcript of the gene ADCY3, whose product is annotated as adenylate cyclase 3. Gene Ontology annotation, cellular component: plasma membrane. Gene Ontology annotation, molecular function: adenylate cyclase activity. The record is from RefSeq and is a predicted model, not a curated record. Gene Ontology annotation, biological process: intracellular signal transduction; adenylate cyclase-activating G protein-coupled receptor signaling pathway; cAMP biosynthetic process. Lineage: Eukaryota; Metazoa; Chordata; Aves; Charadriiformes; Scolopacidae.